GAGAUAUCUUAACACAACAGUAGUCAGUAUUGCAGUCUACUGCUUAGUCAGUCUACACUUUACGGUUACUCUCUGCACAUUAUUGUUAUGAAUGAUAAACGUAUAGUUAGCCAAAGCCAGUUAACUGUCCAAGCUCAAGAUUCGGUGAAAUAAUUCAAACUAUUAUGGAUUACUCUUAUAUAAGGGUACAAUAAACUUUGAAAAAAAAAACCGGAUGUAUUUUGGUUUUGUUUAAAAUGAGUGGUAUUCGACGAACAGAUGACGAUAAGUCUGGAACUAAUUAUGAUCAGAACUUAGAAAAACUGAAUUGCUUAAAUUUGCAAGAAGAAAAUGAGGUUUCUGAACAGGACAAAUGUACGCCCACGCUUGACUAUCUUCAGUCUAUUGUUGAGGAACUGUAUACAUUUAAUAAAAAUUCAUUAGAAAAUAAUACUGAAAAAGUAUCUUACAACAAAGAAAUUCUCAAUGAAAAAGUUAAACAAGUAUUAACAUUGAUGAAAAAAAAUGAAGAAGCUGCAGUUGCUGAAAACAAAGCACAAUAUUUUUUUUUACUGGGCAAAACUUGGAGUGUUACACAGCCAGUAAAUGAAGAAUGUGUUAAUAUAUUAUCCAAAGCAGUUAAACUCAAUCCAACUCACUUAGAUGCCUGGAAUUCGCUUGGUGAAUGUUUAGUACAUUUGAAAAGGUUUUCUGAAGCCAAAUAUUGUUUCCUCGCGUCAUUGAAACAUGGUAAAUGUAAAGUCAUUUUAAGGAAUCUAUCGAUUAUUAUGCGAGAGGCUCAAUUGCUAACUAGUGAAAAUGUUAAGGAAAACCUUAAUGCAGGCAUUGAGUAUGCUAAAGAAGCUGUUGAAUUAGACACUAAUGAUGGUGAAUCCUGGGCAAUACUUGGAAAUGCUUAUCUAUCCUUAUUUUUUAGGAGACAAGAAGAUAAGCUCCUUAGACAAUCCAUCAACUCUUUUGAGAAAGCUCUCAAAGACCCUGUAGCUGCCAAGAACGCUGAUCUCCAUUUUAAUAGAGGCGUUGCUUUGAAAUAUGGGGAAAUUUAUACAGAUGCUUUAUUAAGCUUUGAACAAGCCUCGAUAUUAGAUCCAAUGUGGACUACAGCUAAAGAAACAUUGGAAGAUCUUGUUAAAUAUUUGACAUCGACACAAACAUUAUAUCAACGUAAGGGUCAGGUAAAAAGUAAGCGACUUCAACAAAUGACCGAGUCUUUAAACCCCAGUUGUUUGGGGUUGUACAACAAUAAAAUAAAAACAAUAAAAGGUCAUGUAAUAUUGGAACACAUUCCAUUAUCUAAACUCCAAACUGGUUUUAAUGCUAAUAAAGUUGUAUGUGGUCGAGUAGUAUGUGUUGUAUACAAUCAGGAGCCUGUUCCUUAUACAUUCUGCCUGGUGGAUAAAGAUUUAUCAUGUGUUGUUGUAUCGGUAUACAACCUAGCUCAAGGUAAAGGACCGAUCAUAGGAGACUCUGUGGCCAUUCCCGAACCUUAUUUAACUAAUAUUGAUGCAAAAUAUUUAAAACAGACGUUCCAGUACCCUAGCAUAAGAGUAAACCUUCCUUUAACCAUGGUUGUGAACAAGAAAAAUAUAAGUGCAGAAUGUGUGUCUCAGCCUCAGUUUUUAUCCAAACAAUUUUAACAAUUGUUACUAUUUUCUUACACCAUACAUUUUGUAUAGUUCAUCAAUUAUUUCAUCAUAAUAUUUAUUACUAUAAAAUGAAAUUUUAUAAGUUUAAUUUAACAUUGCCAACA
Molecule: messenger RNA, 1750 nt
Organism: Rhopalosiphum maidis (corn leaf aphid)
Lineage: Eukaryota; Metazoa; Arthropoda; Insecta; Hemiptera; Aphididae
Product: tetratricopeptide repeat protein 5-like
Exons: 10
Coding region: 237-1637 (466 amino acids)
Molecular function (GO): protein binding
Source: RefSeq, a predicted model, not a curated record